Actinia tenebrosa (Australian red waratah sea anemone) is the source of this 1916-nucleotide messenger RNA. RefSeq names its product A-type voltage-gated potassium channel KCND1-like. Lineage: Eukaryota; Metazoa; Cnidaria; Anthozoa; Actiniaria; Actiniidae. Gene Ontology annotation, biological process: action potential; potassium ion transmembrane transport; protein homooligomerization. The record is from RefSeq and is a predicted model, not a curated record. Gene Ontology annotation, molecular function: voltage-gated potassium channel activity. Gene Ontology annotation, cellular component: membrane; voltage-gated potassium channel complex.
AUGGGUAGAGGAGCACGAAUCGUUUAAAAUUCUUCUCUAAAAUGAAGUGAAAGAAUAUGUUUGGUGAGAAAUUGGGAACGCUUUUACUAUUUCAGCUGUUUCUCACACAUCAUUGACAAGAGGGAUCGACUUAGAUGUCAUUAGUUGGAAUAACAAUAACACAAUCAAAUUAGGAAGAGGAAUUCGUUUUUGGCUUUAUUCACCGUAUGAUUAUCCAACUGGCAACAACGAAGGCUGUAAUUUCAAUCUAAUGUCUUCGGUAAUUCUAAGAAUUACGAACAUAUGCUGGUACUACCUUGCAACUGACUUAUGGUUUUUAACGACGGAACACGUCCUGUUUAUAUCCAAAGAAUGCAGCCACCUUCAAUUAAUUUUGUGAAAACAUUUACUCCAGUUUCUUCGGGGAAAUCGGUUUGUGUGAGCCACGGUUUGAAAACCACAAGCCGAACGACAACGCGUUGGGGGAACGUCUUCGGCAACAAUGGCAAACCAUCUUGUAAGAGAAUUAUUAUCAAUGUUGGCGGAAGGAAGUUCAUCGUAAGGGAAGGACUUUUCGACAAGUUUCCUAACUCUGUUCUCUCUAGUUACACGAUAGGGAUGUUCUACGAUAAAGACAAGAGAGAACACUUUUUUGACCGCGAUCCGGACGCGUUUAAGUACAUCGUGGAAUACUGUAAGACCGGGCGAUUGCAUGUGUCAUAUGAGGAGUGCUUCAGUGGACUACUUGAUGAACUGGCGUUUUUUAAUAUCCCAACUGAAGAUAUAUUCCCUGAUACGUGCUGUGAAGAAGAAUACGGGACCAAUAUUAAGCAAUUAAUUGAGAAACACCACGCAAAGGACCAGAAUCAGCUGCUAUGUUCAACAACAGAAUCCUUUGAUGUCCAACGAUCUUGUCGCAGUAAAUUAUGGGAGUUCACAAACCAGGAAGACUCAUCUUUAGCAGCAUCGGUAUAUUCCUGUUUAAUUCAUUUUCUGACGGUUAUGAGUGCAGUUAUCAUAGCCGUAGAAACAGUAUCAUGUAAGGUUAAUAUGAAAUGCGGUGAUGCUUAUCCAGAUUACUUUUUUAUCGCCGAAACUAUAUGUGUCGCCAUCUUCACCGCAGACUACCUCAUCAAAUUAUGGAGCGCUCCCGAAAGAUUCAAGUUUCUUCGGAGGUUUCUUAGCGUCAUUGAUGUCCUGGCGUUAGUUCCAUUUUAUCUAACUUUAAUUCUGAGAUAUUUUUUCGGUAUUCACAAGGAUUAUUCAUUCAUGGCAAUCCUUAGGCUAUUUAGAGUAUUCCGUAUCAUUAAACUUGCCAAAAGGUCCGAGCGAAUAAGAGCAAUUAUAGUAUCCAUGACCGAAAAUGAAGCCGGGUCUUCCACUGAAGUUUUCUUUAUCUUGUUUGGAUUAUUCAUGUUGCUGACUGUGUUUUCGACUGUGAUUUUCUUUGUGGAACAAACGAGCAGUGAAACCCCCUUCUCGAGUAUUCCUGAAACGUUGUGGUAUACAGCAGUCACUAUCACUAGUCUUGGAUACGGCGACAUUGUGCCAGUCACUAUUCUUGGGAAGUUUUUUGGCAUCAUGACAAUACUGGUUGGCUUCUUGGGAAGUAGUUUACUAGUUCCUGUCGUACAAAUGAAGUUGGGUAGCUUUUCCAAGCCUUGACCAGUGCUCACAUCUCUACGCCGAGUGAAUCCUUCAGAUCGAAUUCAAACCAUUUUUUGCCAUGGUCUCAUAAGACCUCAUAAUUAAACCUUUGUAUGGUAUAUUAGUGGUACUUACUAGAGACAGGACAGGACUAUGUGCACAUGCGAGUAAAUCGUCUAAACAAGCAUACAUGAGGUAUUCCCAUUUCAUUUAUCGCAACUUCUUACUCUACCUUGGUAUAAAUUAAUCGUUAAAAUGUCCAAGAUACCCAGUUACUACUAUUGGAAGGA